This is a messenger RNA of Xylaria bambusicola, 2094 nucleotides long. Its product is annotated as chaperonin Cpn60/TCP-1 family. The record is from RefSeq and is a predicted model, not a curated record. Gene Ontology annotation, cellular component: cytosol; chaperonin-containing T-complex. Gene Ontology annotation, biological process: protein folding. NCBI's taxonomy places the organism in Eukaryota, Fungi, Ascomycota, Sordariomycetes, Xylariales, Xylariaceae. Gene Ontology annotation, molecular function: ATP hydrolysis activity; ATP-dependent protein folding chaperone; ATP binding. Bases 150 to 1742 code for a protein of 530 amino acids. The transcript has 4 exons.
ACCUUGGGGAGGCGGGCAAGGCACCAGAGCUUGUUAUCACCGCUGUACGCAGCCUUGGCAUGGAAAUUUACUUUGGACCUCAUUCAGAGCCAUACCAACUACAACAACAACAGCACUUAGCCAGCAACUGAGGAGCUGAGAACCAAAACAUGGCGUCCUUCAGCCCUACCCAAAUCUUCGAGGAUGGCACGAUAGAGGAGAAGGGCGAGAAUGCCCGUCUCUCUGCCUUCGUUGGCGCCAUUGCUGUUGGUGAUUUGGUGAAGAGUACCCUGGGUCCUAAGGGCAUGGACAAGAUAUUACAGUCUGCCUCGACCCAGGAAAUGAUGGUAACAAACGACGGUGCUACUAUCCUCAAAUCGAUCGCUCUCGACAACGCCGCUGCCAAGGUUCUCGUCAACAUCUCCAAGGUGCAGGACGAUGAGGUAGGAGAUGGUACCACCUCUGUCGCUGUCCUGGCCGCCGAACUCCUGCGCGAGGCCGAAAAGCUCGUCGACAAGAAAAUACACCCUCAGACUAUCAUAGAAGGUUACAGGAUAGCGAGCCAGGCUGCGUUACAGGCCCUCGAAAACUCGGCCGUCAACCACAGCAAGAACCCGGAGGCUUUCAAAAAGGACUUGCUCGCCAUCGCUCGCACCACCUUGAGCUCCAAGGUCCUGGCGCAAGACCGGGAUCUCUUUGCUCAGCUAGCUGUGGAGGCCGUGUUGAGGCUCAAGGGCUCUUCCGACCUCAGCCACAUCCAGAUCAUCAAGAAGGCCGGCGGCAAGCUCAGCGAUUCAUACCUCGACGAGGGCUUCAUCCUUGACAAGAAGAUCGGUGUCAACCAGCCCAAACGCCUCGAAAAGGCCAAAAUCCUGGUAGCGAAUACCUCUAUGGAUACCGACAAGGUCAAGAUAUUCGGCGCACGGUUUCAGGUCAGCUCAACGAGUAAGCUGGCUGAGCUCGAAAAGGCCGAGAAGGAGAAGAUGAAGGCCAAAGUCGAGAAGAUCAAGGCCCACGGUAUCAACUGUUUCAUCAACCGUCAGCUCAUCUACAACUGGCCCGAGCAGCUGUUUACCGAUGCCGGUAUAAUGUCUAUCGAGCACGCCGACUUUGACGGCAUUGAACGUUUGGCACUUGUAACCGGCGGUGAGAUUGCGUCGACAUUCGACCACCCCGAACAGGUGAAACUGGGUCACUGUGACCUGAUAGAGGAAGUCAUUAUAGGCGAGGAUACGCUGAUCCGCUUCUCGGGCGUCGCCGCUGGCCAGGCCUGUACCAUUGUUCUCCGAGGUGCUACGGAUCAGCUACUAGACGAGGCCGAGCGAUCGUUGCAUGACGCCUUAGCCGUGCUCUCUCAGACCGUCAAGGAGCCUCGGACUACUCUAGGUGGUGGGUGCGCAGAGAUGCUCAUGGCCAAGGCCGUCGAAGGUGCCGCCACGCGGGUGGAGGGCAAGAAACAGAUCGCCGUGUCGUCCUUCGCCACCGCGCUGCGACAGCUUCCCACCAUACUCGCCGACAACGCGGGUCUGGACUCGAGCGAUCUCGUCGCACGGUUGCGCAAGGCUAUUUACGAUGGCAUGUCAACCUACGGCCUUGACCUUAUGACUCCGGGCGGUGGAGUCGCGGACAUGCGGGAUCUCGGAGUCAUCGAGAGUUACAAGUUGAAAAAAGCUGUCGUCUCAUCGGCGAGUGAAGCUGCUGAGUUACUUUUGAGAGUUGACAAUAUCAUACGCGCGGCACCUCGAAGACGGGAACGUCACUAAUCUGUCCGUCCAUCUAAUCAAGUUGGGGCGCAGAAUGUGGGCGCGAAAAGAAAAAUGAUAGACGGCAAUAAGGUAGCUGUACUAUAGACAAAGCCUAAUAAUGCAAAAUACCUGAACAACCCAUCCUAGUAGCAAGGGACCCAGAAUGACGAACAAUGGCGAUCUCAUCUCUUCUAACUAUAUACCCGCCCAUCUACUCUACUCUACUCGGGAUGUAUUCCUCCUAGAAUGAAUGCUACAUGUAGAUACCAAGAUAGCCAGUCAGGUUUGCCAGCAGACAAAUACCUAAGAGAGAUAGGUAGAUGGGACAAUCCGGUCCAACUUCAUGAUAUACGUACAUAUAACACAGAAA